UUCGAAAUUCGUAAAUGAGAACUUCCGCCUUUUUGACAAAGACAGAAGAUUUUCCUUUCCAUUUCUUUUUUUCGUAGUAAUGGCACCCAAAAAGCCUGCCGAGAAAUCCGCCAAAUCAGGCGACAAGAAGCCUGAGAAGAAGCCAUCGGCCACAUCAGCCGCCUCUGCUUCAGCUGCUAAACCCGCUGCAGCAAAGAAAGCUGCUCCAGCCGCUGCUAAGAAGCCAGCUACUGCAGCCGGUGGUGUGAAGAAACCAGUUGUUAAGAAACCCGCAGCUGCCAAGAAAGUUGCAACCAAGACUAAGCCAAAAGCUAAGGAUGUCAAGAAGAAGCUUGCUGCCGGUAAGAAGCCACAAUCUUUGUUGGCUAAAUUGUCCGCCAAGACUCGUGCCGCAGCCAAGGGCAAGAAGGUAGCCGCUAAGCCAGGCGCUAAAUUGCAAAAAGGUACAGCUAAGGCUAAGGCUGUUGCUUUGUUGAAGGCAAAGAAAGUUCAAACCAAGAUCGUCAAAGGUGCUUUUGGUACUCGUACACGCAAGAUUCGCACCAAUGUGCACUUCCGUCGUCCAAAGACUUUGGUGUUGCCCCGUCGUCCAAAAUACCCAAGGAAGUCGGUGCCAACCAGAAAUCGCAUGGAUGCUUACAAUAUCAUCAAGUACCCAUUGACAACUGAAGCCGCCAUGAAGAAGAUUGAAGACAAUAACACUUUGGUGUUUUUGACUCACCUGCGCGCUAACAAGAAUCACGUACGUGCCGCCGUACGUAAAUUGUACGACAUCAAGGUAGCUAAGGUUAACAUCCUGGUGAGACCCGAUGGUCAAAAGAAGGCUUACGUACGAUUGGCGCGUGAUUAUGAUGCGCUAGAUAUUGCCAACAAGAUUGGUAUCAUAUAAACGUUGCGCAUAAUACGUUUCUUUUAUAUAUAGCAAUUUUCAGUUAAAACAGACAAACGGAUAGAACUUACUUUUAUCUAAAAUAAAAAAUAUAAAAAUACA
Ceratitis capitata (Mediterranean fruit fly) is the source of this 991-nucleotide messenger RNA. It is a transcript of the gene RpL23A, whose product is annotated as 60S ribosomal protein L23a. Bases 80 to 889 code for a protein of 269 amino acids. Gene Ontology annotation, cellular component: ribosome; cytosolic large ribosomal subunit. Gene Ontology annotation, molecular function: rRNA binding; structural constituent of ribosome. Lineage: Eukaryota; Metazoa; Arthropoda; Insecta; Diptera; Tephritidae. The transcript is spliced from 4 exons. The record is from RefSeq and is a predicted model, not a curated record. Gene Ontology annotation, biological process: ribosomal large subunit assembly; translation.